Molecule: messenger RNA, 234 nt
Organism: Guillardia theta CCMP2712
Lineage: Eukaryota; Cryptophyceae; Pyrenomonadales; Geminigeraceae
Exons: 4
Coding region: 9-224 (71 amino acids)
Source: RefSeq, a predicted model, not a curated record
CGACGAGCAUGCUAGAGAUCGCUGCGAGACUGGCGAGCACCUGCUGCUCUGAAUCUGCUCACGACUCGUCGGAGGAUGACUUCUGCACUCCUGCUCUCAUUGCUGGUUUCUUCGGGCCCGUCGUAGCUCACCGUCUCGUCGCUGCUACGCCGAUGGACGGAGACCUCAAUGUGCAGGAGACGGUGAUAGGGAGAGCGCUAGAGGAGGAAGCGUCUCCCUUGUGAUGAUCAACGA